Molecule: messenger RNA, 3060 nt
Organism: Thamnophis elegans (Western terrestrial garter snake)
Lineage: Eukaryota; Metazoa; Chordata; Lepidosauria; Squamata; Natricidae
Product: histidine--tRNA ligase, cytoplasmic-like
Exons: 14
Coding region: 218-1747 (509 amino acids)
Biological process (GO): histidyl-tRNA aminoacylation; mitochondrial translation
Cellular component (GO): cytoplasm; mitochondrion
Molecular function (GO): identical protein binding; ATP binding; histidine-tRNA ligase activity
Source: RefSeq, a predicted model, not a curated record
CCCAGCGCUCGGGAAAGGCCGGCUCCGAGGCGUCGGAAGGGCUUGAUGGCUGUAAAGGGAAGUGGGGAGGAAGGUUAGGCGGGCCCCGGCCUUUUUUCAAAACGACCAGGAGCUUCUUCGCCCCCGGUAGCGCCUUUCUGCUGGUCGGAUGCUCCGAAGUCGAAACCUGGAGGCUGAAGGAACGCGGGCUACGCGAUAAUUAUCUAAAAUUUCCAACAUGCCCUGGAUCACUGUUUUAAGAACUGCUUCCUUUCGAACACAGCACUUGCCUGUACAGUCUAGCAUCCUACGUUUGUUUUCCAGUCAUCUUCCAAAUCAGGUUACUGAAAAUGCAGAAAAACAGCUAUCACACCAGCAGAAUGCUGGUACCUCAAAAGGAAACCUGAUUCUCAAAGUUCCCAAGGGUACCAGGGAUUUUAGCCCAAAGCAAAUGGCUAUCCGUGAAAAAAUCUUGAGCACCAUAAUUAGUUGUUUCAAGCGUCAUGGAGCAGUAACAAUAGAUACUCCUGUGUUUGAGCUAAAGGAACUCUUGCAAGAGAACUAUGGUGAAGAGGCAAAGUUGAUUUAUGAUCUGGAAGAUCAAGGAGGAGAGAUGCUGUCUCUUCGAUAUGACUUAACUGUGCCAUUUGCUCGUUUCUUAGCUAUGAACAAAAUUAAACGAUGUAAACGUUACCACAUUGCAAAAGUCUAUAGGCGUGAUAGCCCAUCCGUAAAGAGAGGACGCUUCAGGGAGUUUAUCCAGUGUGAUUUUGACAUUGCUGGCCAAUACGAUCCUAUGAUUCCUGAUGCAGAGUGUUUGAAAGUCAUACAUGAGAUCUUAACUGCCAUGCAAGUUGGAGAUUUCCUUAUCAAAAUCAAUGAUAGACGCAUUUUGCAAGGGAUCUUUACAAUAUGUGGUAUUCCAGAAAUCAAAUUUGAAAGGAUUUGCUCAACUCUUGACAAAUUGGAUAAGAUCUCAUGGGAGGAAGUGAAAAAUGAAAUGAUCCUAGAGGAUGGUAUUUCUCCUGAGUGUGUCAAUCGUAUUAGUGAAUAUGUUCAACUUCAUGGGGGACAAUGUCUCAUUGAGAAACUUCUCAAAGAUCCAAAACUGGCACAGAACAGAUUGGCUAUGGAAGGGUUGGAGGACAUGAAAUUGCUAUUUGAAUACCUUACUCUAUUCGGCAUCGUAGAUCAGGUCUCCUUACAUCUGAGUCUGGCUCGUGGUCUGGCUUAUUACACUGGAGUCAUUUAUGAGGCUGUUUUAUUGUGCCAGAAGCAUAGCCACCUAAAUGAGUCUCUUAGCGUAAGCAGUGUGGCUGGAGGUGGACGCUAUGAUGAGCUUGUAGCAAAGUUCGGUUCAAAAAGACAUAAAGUACCUUGCGUUGGUCUCAGCAUUGGUGUUGAAAGGAUCUUCUCUAUCAUAGAGCAGAAUAAUGAGAUGGCCAAGGAGAAGAUCCGCACAACAGAGACACAAGUAUUGGUGGCAACUCCCCAGAAAAAUUUCCUUACAAUCAGAAUGAAGUUAAUAUCUGAAUUAUGGAAUUCUGGCAUCAAGGCAGAGAUGUUAUAUAAAAAAAAUCCCAGACUACUGGAACAACUGCAAUAUUGUGAAGAAACAGGAAUCCCACUGGCAAUCAUCAUUGGAGAACAGGAGCUGAAUGAUGGAGUAGUGAAACUUCGGGAUGUUGUGACUAGGAAAGAGGUUAAUGUCCCUCAAGAGCAUUUUAUAGAGGAGAUCAAGAGAAGGUUGGAAAAACACAAUACUUAAUUUCAUGUAAUUGACAUUUUAUACUGCUGCUAAGGCUGAUUUAUAUUCUUAUAUCUUGAUGUUAUGGAAUACUGCAGGUUUGUGAAGCACCUGGAGUUGUCUGAUAUUUCUUUCCCUUUUUUGUAAUAAAAUAUUAUUUCACAUUUUAGUCACACAAACUAAGAUUUAAAGAUCUGGAUUUGUGUCAUUGUACUUUUCUUAUCCACUAUUGCUAUGUACAUAGGCUUAAGUAUGCUGUCCUUUCAAAAAGAACUAGCUUUGCUGUUAUUGUCAUUAAUUAUGUUCUCCAUUUACAUUGCUAAUCUGAUUUGCAUGUCAGUUCCCAAAUCUGCAGCUAACUACACAGUUGUAAAGCAGUGCUGACAGAUUUGUGAAUGAUUGAUAAAUGUUUUUGACUCAUUGGUUUAGCCAUCUGGCAAAACUCGCCAUCUAUAGUAGCCUGUUGAUCGAUGGCUUUACAGACAUGCAGAGUUUUGAAUCCAUGCUGGUUAAGCCAUCUGUCAAAAUCAAGUGUUUCAACAGAUGCAAUCAUAAAAUAGAGUUUCAUUCUUGAAAAAGUACUUCUUUUGAAAUAACUGAAUUCUCAUGCUUUUAUUCACCGUUUCCCAGAGCUGAUCUGCAGGACACAAACAGAAUGGACCUGCAAGAGAGUGCCCUGGGAUGAUAAGAGAAGGGUCAUUAUUUCACCAGGCUUAACUGAUCAAUAAUUACUGAUCUGAUCACAUUCCCUGUUGCCACUUGACUAUACAACUAGCAUGUAUAUCUGUAACAGCCUAUAUUCAGUUGUGGUCUCCUGUGGAUUGUUAACUUGACAUAAGGAAUUUAGGACUGACCUUGGGGAAGGUAUGAAAGAAAUAUUGGAAGUGGGGUGUUGGCAGGAGUAAGAAACUAUUGGGAAAGUGAUAGAAAAAAAUAAACCAGGCCUAAGAUAGAAGGAAACUCAACAUGAUUUUUUUUAUGGUAGUAUAAGAUGGGACAGAGAGAAUCUGAAACAAUCUUUCAAGGUUCUAUUAUAGAAUGGAAUGGAAUUCUUUAUUGGCCAAGUGUGGUUGGACCCACAAAAAAAUUGUCUUUGAUGCAUAUUUCAGUGUACAUAAAAGAAAAGAUACAUUCGUCACAAAUCAUUAUUCUAACUCUUAACAAAGAGCAUUCACAGAAUCACUCCCAUGCCUUUUUUUGAGCUGGUGUGUCUUGAAGGCCUGACAUAUACUCCCACUGGGAAACAGUGUAGUUUAGCUUCAUAUAGUGCAUAUUCCCAUAGGAGAAAGAAGGAGGGGCUGAAGAUAUUGGGGUGGAGGAAAAGCUGAAAAAAU